AUGGAGGGAGCUGUAACAGAAGGCAGGUUUAGCGACUCUUCUACUUCAUCUAGAAAGCGGCACGCGCUGCGUCGGUCGCUGCUUCCCACUCUGUUCACUUACCAGCCUGUGCGUGAUCUUGGCGCCAUCGAGCUUGUGCGCGCGCGCCGUGUCAAUAAUAAUUGCCGCCGUGUCUAUGCCAAGGCCAGCACCGCUGCAUCGACGGAGCGGGGUCUUGGCACUCCCCAACUCGAGUCCUACUUCUUCUAUGCUUUCGCAUGCGUACAAUGCGAAUGUAGUGGCCAGGAUCAGGCAAGACAUCUCAUUCUCCAAGCACGACUUGAUACCGUACCCUUAAACUUCAAACUCCCACGCACAAAUCCCCGCAUGACUCAGCGCUUUCUUCUCGGCCCUUUCUGCUGGCUCUUUCCAGAGAAGCCUCCACGCGUGGUGCUAAUACCUCUGGUAUUGAAACGCCAAGGUCGCGGGUUCGACCCCCUCAUUGACCAUUGCUUUUUGCCUUCUUUUGCUCUACAGUUGUCACGGGCCUUGCACCCCGUUGACCAAUAUCCUGGCAGUAAUACACAUAUCUUUGGAAUCGAUGAAGAUAGCCGAUUCCAGGACACCUACGAUACAUCGCUUGAGUGGUGGGAAGAGGAGUGUCAUAGAGAAAAGCCCCCUCGACUUGACACGGAGGAAGUGCUGCUGACGAGCAGUGUCGAGCGGCUCGACCCAAGUCUCGUAUCUCGCAAAAGCUAUAACUAA
This is a messenger RNA of Pseudocercospora fijiensis CIRAD86, 744 nucleotides long. RefSeq lists its product as uncharacterized. NCBI's taxonomy places the organism in Eukaryota, Fungi, Ascomycota, Dothideomycetes, Mycosphaerellales, Mycosphaerellaceae. The record is from RefSeq and is a predicted model, not a curated record. The coding region runs from base 1 to 744 and encodes 247 amino acids. The transcript is spliced from 8 exons.